This is a messenger RNA of Saccoglossus kowalevskii, 2059 nucleotides long. Its product is annotated as protein mago nashi homolog. The record is from RefSeq and is a predicted model, not a curated record. Lineage: Eukaryota; Metazoa; Hemichordata; Enteropneusta; Harrimaniidae. Gene Ontology annotation, biological process: RNA splicing. Gene Ontology annotation, cellular component: exon-exon junction complex; nucleus; catalytic step 2 spliceosome.
AUUCUGGGUAACAGAAAAGCAACAUGGCGAACGAAUUUUAUUUGCGUUAUUACGUUGGACAUAAAGGAAAAUUUGGACACGAAUUCCUCGAGUUCGAGUUCAGACCUGAUGGUAAAUUGAGGUAUGCUAAUAAUUCCAACUACAAGAAUGAUGUCAUGAUCAGGAAAGAGGCUUUCACACACAAGGCUGUGAUUGAAGAACUGAAGAGGAUAAUUGAGGACAGUGAGAUUAUGCAGGAAGAUGAUGCACUCUGGCCACAACCUGACAGAGUAGGGAGACAAGAGUUAGAGAUAGUCAUGGGUGAUGAACACAUCUCAUUUACUACCAGUAAAAUAGGAUCACUCAUUGAUGUCAACCAGUGCAAAGAUUCUGAAGGCCUUCGUACAUUCUAUUAUCUAGUCCAAGAUUUAAAGUGUUUAGUGUUUUCUUUAAUUGGACUCCAUUUUAAAAUCAAACCCAUCUAAAUCUUUCAAACAGUCUUACCAUUUUUUUUAUAACUUUAAGACCAUCAUAAUGUAAUCUUGCAUCCCUCACUUUGAAGUGUUAUGGUUUACAAAGAUCAUUGCUGGUGAUACAAUGUAUUGCAGUGUGGAGAUCCAUUAAAGAAAGACAACCUUGUUUGCAGAAUAAAAGUAAAAGUAUGGUAAAAACCAGAGUCUACAAAGUGAAACUGCACUCUCAUUGGUAUUCGUGAUGAAUUAUUACCAUUUUGAUAAUAUUACUUACUUUGUUUUUAAUUUGAAUUUCUAUUUCAGUGUAUGUCUAAUUACAAUUAGGUUAAAACAAAUUAAAACAUAUAUAGCACUUACAGUUUUCAGUGAAACCAAAUUCUUGUUGACUGAAGUGUAAACUAUGGUAGACUCUGUUAUGAGGUUAAAACCAUGUUCAAGUUAAACUGAUAUGACCAACUUUUUUCUUGUAAUAUAUAUUUGACUAGUGAAGAGAAAUGCAGAUAUGUGAUCAUAGUGAAACCUGUCUAAACUGAACCAAAAAGCUUUUUAAGGACAUAUUUUAUACACGCAUUUAUGGAUAAUGGCCCAGAAGAAUGCUUGGUUUAGACAUGUUUCUCCACAUUUAUUUUUCAGUAUUUGAUUUGAUGUACCUUUGUAUUAUUUUGGCAAGUUUGCCUUUCUAUAUCUAAAUUGUACUUCAAGGUGUCUAUCCAGUUGAAACCAAAGCCAAGGCUAAAAGAGUACCGUUAAAUCUGUGUUAGAAGCUGCAUUCCUAAUAGAAUUCACACCCAUUCUUUUUGAACAAAUGAAAGCAAAAAUCAUUUUUCAUAUGUGUAGAUGCUCUAUAGAAACCACAUGCCCUCUAUUGAUUUGUACCAUUUUAAUAGAACCAACAGCUUCUAAUACAGAUUUUAUAUUAAUUUAAACAAAUGUUGUAUAAUUUUUACUGCCAUUUUGUGUUAAAAGUACUGGAACUUCUCCAUUGCCCUAUUAAUGUAUGAUACACUGUAGCAUAACCUUGGUUAUCUUUGAAGUUGCACAUGUAUCAUUUAUACCCCUGUAUAGUUUUAUUGAGAUCUUUGGACUAUGAUGUUUAACAGUAAUUGUAUUAAGAUCUGGGAAUUGAAAAUGUUUGAUCAAUCAAAAUUUAUCUUGUUUGUAAAACAGUAAUACCCGGUAAUUUGAAGUCCUGUCUACCUAGUAAAGCUUGUUUUACGUUUUCAUUCUGAAUGUGUACCCAAAUGAAAUGCCAUUCUUUCAUACUUUGUCUACACGGCUUUGUUGGAUUUAUGAUAUUAAUCCAAUGUAGCUUCCCUUGUAAAAUUCACACAAUCUUUCUGAAUCUACACAUUUCUAUCACAAUUCAACAGUGAUAACUAUCAUUCUAACAUGCUGAAAAUAAUUUAACAUUCAGUACACAUUUCUCUCAAAUAUGUAAAAUGAUAAUGCCCCAAUAAAGCUAUUUUGAAUGAUUUGAUAAUAUCAGGGUAUUACUUUUUCAGUCAUUAAAUACAAUCCAAGUCAGUAUUCAACUGGUAUCCAUGUAUACAUUUGGCGAUGGAAGAUUUGAUCAUGUAUGGUUCAAAUAAAUCAGUUUACUCUUUUAA